CACCAACACCAAGUAUUGCUUGCACUUGAAAGACUCUCCGUUAUAUGAGUAUGACAUAUAUAGAGAGAGAGAUUAUUUAAUAUUUAAAAAAGCUGUGUUGUGUAGAUUUAGAAGGGGUGUAAGAGUGAUGAAGGUGAGGCAAUGAGGGUGUUGGUGUCUGUGAAGAUUGAAGUAAAAAAAGAGAGCAAAAUGGUUGCAUAUGAUGAUCCUAGCUACUCACUUGAUUAUGGCUAGAAUGAUGAUUCUUGGUUCCAUCAUCCAUGACCCGCAUCCGCAUCCGCAUCCGCAUCCGCAUGCCUAUAAAUCCAAUCCUUUCUCCCUCACACCAGCUUCAAGGCUUAAACUUCAACACACAUCAUCACCAUCUCCAAUGGCAGGUUUCGAGGGGUUCGAGAAGCGUCUGGAGCUCCAUUUCAUCGGGCACGAUCCAACCACCCUCCAACUGGGCCUCAGAAAACUGGACUUCCACUGCAUACAACAAACCCUACAAGCAGUCCAAUGCAGCGUCGUUUCAGCCCUCGGCAACUCCUUCUUCGACGCCUACGUCCUCUCCGAAUCAAGCCUCUUCGUCUACCCGACCAAGAUCAUCAUCAAAACCUGUGGCACCACGCAGCUUCUCAAGUCCAUAACCCCUCUUAUCUUCUACGCACACACCCACCUAGGCCUCACUCUCUCCUCCUGCCGCUACACCCGAGGAAACUUCAUCUUCCCCACCGCACAACCCUUCCCUCACACAAGCUUCAACGACGAAGUCACCUACUUGGAAACCACCCUCCCCACAACCCUCUGCUUCAGAAAAGCCUCCAUCAUGCCCUCCAAAUCCUCCUCCCUCGCCUGGCACGUCUUCACCGCCACCUCUCACCUCCACCACCACCCUUACGCUUACACCCUCGAAAUAUGCAUGACCGACCUCGACCCCACCCUCGCCGCCAAGUUUUUCCGUCGCCCCGCCGACGGAAAAAGCGGCCACUCCGCCGGGAAGGAGAUGACGGCGGCCACGGGGAUCGGCGAGAUUAAUGAGCACGCGCUGGUGUGCGAUUUCGCGUUCGACCCGUGUGGGUACUCGAUGAACGGAAUGGAUAGUGAGUGGUACUCGACGAUCCACGUGACGCCGGAGGAGGGUUACAGCUACGCGAGCUUCGAGUGCGUGGGGCACGUGAGCGGUGAUGACGUGGACGUGGACAUAGUCCACGUGUUGAGGAAGGUGGUUCAGAUUUUCCGACCUGGUACGAUGUCGGUGUCUACGACGUCGUUGGGGAACAACGAGGUGUGGAGAGAGGUGGCGGGCGCGGUGGAGCCGAUGGGGUUGAAGUUGAGGAGUUGCGCGGUGGACCAGUUCCCGGAGUGUGGGAGUGUUGUGUUUCAAACGUUUACGCCCAUUCGUCGGAAAAGUGCACACUAGGUAGGGACAAUAAUUGGACGAGGUAGGGUUUAGGGUGGGGGAUUUAGGAGUGCUCACGUGGCGGGAUGUGAUUGGUUUUUUAUGGUGGUGAAUAUAGUAUAUUGUUUUUAGUGAUAGAGGAUUGGUUUUGGAAAAGGGUGAGAUGGAGGAUCAUGAUAAUGCACCCCACUUAGGCUUGUCACGCCUGAGAUUUUUGAGGAUGUGUUAGUGGCAUGGGUGUAAAAGUGCUCUUGUUUUUCAGGUUAUAUAUAUAUAUUCAACUUCCUUUCUUUCUUCUCUCUUUCUCUUUUAUGCUUUCUU
This is a messenger RNA of Cajanus cajan (pigeon pea), 1702 nucleotides long. RefSeq names its product Adenosylmethionine decarboxylase family protein (gene BUD2). Gene Ontology annotation, biological process: spermidine biosynthetic process; spermine biosynthetic process. Lineage: Eukaryota; Viridiplantae; Streptophyta; Magnoliopsida; Fabales; Fabaceae. Gene Ontology annotation, molecular function: adenosylmethionine decarboxylase activity. Gene Ontology annotation, cellular component: cytosol. The record is from RefSeq and is a predicted model, not a curated record.